AUUAAAUCCUCCAGUGUGACGCUGCUUGCAUUGGCAGUGAAGGGAAGAUGGCGGCUGGACCCGGAGCGGCCAGUAGUGGUCACAGCGGUGGCCGCGGCUCGUCUGCCGCUUUGGAGUCAUCGCUGGACCGGCGAUUUCAAGGAGUCACCAAUACGAUGGAGUCCAUCCAGGGAUUGUCGUCGUGGUGCAUCGAGAAUAAGAAACAUCACAGCCUCAUCGUGCGCUGCUGGAUGAAGUGGCUGAAGAAAUCGGAUGCCAAUCACAGACUAAAUCUCUUCUACCUUGCUAAUGAUGUCAUUCAGAACUGCAAAAGGAAAAACGCUAUUAUUUACCGAACCGCCUUUGCUGACGUGCUGCCAGACGCCGCCCUGCUGGUCAAGGACGCUAAAGUGUGUAAGUCAGUGGACAGGAUCUUCAGUAUUUGGCAGGAGAGGAACGUUUAUCCUGAGGAGCUGAUCUCUGAGCUGAAAGCCAAUCUGCAGAAGAGAGAGAAAGAGAAGGAAAAGGAAAAGGAGAAAGUGAAAGAGCAACCUCCUCCUCCUGCCCCAGUCAACCCCAAAACUGCUCUGAAGUCUAAAAUUGUUGCAGAGUUUGUACCGCAUGAUUUUGUAGACCGGCUAAUGUCAUACAAGCACUCUCUGGACGAGAGUGAUUUGAGAGAGAAGCAGCUAGCUGCUCUCAGAGUGGACGUCUGUAGCACUGAGGCCCUCAAGAGGUUAAAAGAUAAAGCAGGAGGGAAUAAGUUCUCAAAGGACUUUGAGGAGGGAAGUACAAAGUUGCAGGAAUUUGUGACGUUCCUGGAGGGCCAGAUGAAGGCAGGACCCCCGCUGCUGGAGGCGCUGGGAAACGCAGACAUUUUUUACGAGAUGCAGUACAAAGAGGUCAAAAUUGUUGCCAAUGCUUAUAAAGCUUUCGCAAAUCGCGUGUGUAGCCUGAAGCGUAAGCUGGAUGCUCUGAAGGCCACACUGCCAAGUCUGGAUGAUUCUCCUAUCCCAUCCCCCUCUGAGGAUGCCCCAUCCCCCACUGGCUCAGAGUCACCCUUCCAUGGCAUGAGUUCCAGGAAGAACACAGGCACUGGGGAUGGAAACGGGGGGAAAGGAUUGGAGCAACAGAAGGACAACAGAGAUAUUGAGGACAUGGAUAUGUCUGAGGAAGAGGAAACGACAGCAAACGCUGGAAUUGUUGUUGAUGAGAGGAAAGAAAAGUCAAGUCUUCCAUCUGUGUCCAAGAUGACAAAUGCCUCAGCAACAAAAAGCUCCCAGAUCACUGCUUCUAAACCAUCCCAGAUUUUAGCAACUCCCACAAAAACGGAGUCUGGGUCAUCAACCAAUCAAACACCUCCUGCAAACACCUCACCCAUGACCACCACACCUGUACCAGCCCCUGUCGUUAGCCCCUCCCCCCUGCCAGUGAACUUGGCCAAUGUGGAUCUGGGCAAGAUCAGCUCCAUUCUGAGCUCUCUCUCUAAUGCAAUGAAAACCACUGGUGUCAGUCCUGUGUCCCGUCCUUCCCCUGGCACACCUACCACACCAUCCAACCACGCCUCCUCCAAAGCCCCUCCUUUAACCCCUGGCAGCAUUCCCUCGUCCAAUCCUCUGGCCAACAUCCUGUCCAAAGUGGAUUUCUCCCCCGAGAGCAUCCUGAAUGUUCUCACCAAAACACAGACUCACAGCCCCAACCUGCAGGGUUUGUCAUCUCUCCUUUCAUCAGCUCGUUCAGGCUCUCUCACAACACCAGACCCUGGUCCAUCUUCAUCUGCCUCUACAUCCUCUUCAGCCAUCACCAAAGCUACAGCGACCUCCAACACAACCACCCCAACAACACCGAAGCCCCUAAAGCCUACAGGCAACAGUUUCAAGCAAGAGUCUGAGCAAGAGAAAGGGAAAGAGUGGGAGAAGGUGAAGGAGAGGGAAAGAGAGAAAGAAAGGGAACGAGAAAAGAAAGAGAGAGAGGCAGAAAGUGAGAGCGAGGCUGUGGCAGUGCCCAGCUUGGAGUCUAAGAUCAACAGUUUCCUUCAGGGGAAUCCUGGUUUCAGCGCUCUCGGACUUGGUCUGGAUGACGUGGGCAGCAAUAGCCCUCUUCUAGUUGGUGGGGACAACCUGGACGGCACCCCUGUCCGAGAUGAAAGCGGUAGCACGCCCACUCAAGACGAAAUCAUGGACUCACCCCAUGUCCUCAAUGACCCCCAGAGUGCAGGUCUGUCUGGAGGGCAUAACCUUUCACCUACAGCCUAUCACAGUGACCCCUGGGAUGCCGUGAUCACUCCACGAGAGGCUCUGGGAGAAAAUGAGCGGAAAGAUAGGGAUUACCGCACCCCACCACCCUCAAGACUUUCUGCCUUUAGCCCAAGUUCGACUAAAUCGGUCAAGGCUGUUACCAAAACCAAUGAUGAAGAAGGGCUGAAGAGAAAAGGAGUGGGUUUGAAUGUUCCAUCAGCGGCCAUGCUGCAGGAUCAAAGAAUCAAAUCAAAGAUGGACGGAGAGGGAGGGAAAAGUACAGCCUCCCGCAAGUCAAGUGGAGGAUCUGAAGAUGGGAUGAAAGACAAGGAAAGGAAAGCUUCAGCUGACAAUGGAGACCACUACCAUCGCAUUGAGACUCUUGUUUCUUCAUCCUCCAAUGAUGGAGUGGCAAUUGAAACCCUCGAUUACGGCAACCGCAUUCAGACGGUGGAAAGCAUCCGCUUGGUUGGAAGAGGCCCAAGAAGAGGAAGCAGUGCUGGUUCUAGAGUGGGUGGGGCCUGGUAUGAAGAGGAGGAGUUUAUGGAAGCCCCGCCUCCACAUCGUCCUCGUAGUCACAGCCAUGAGAAUUCUGAAGAAUUGGGAUUGGUCUCUUCUCUUCCUCCUCCUCUUCCUGCUCAUCCUCCGCCCCCUUUGCAGUACCCACCUCCACCCUACGCAAACGAGGACCAUACACGACCUUCUCAUGGCAUUCCUCAGCAACAUCCUCCCCCUCCUUUUUUUCCCUCUUCUAUUCCUCGUGUCCCACCACCACUUCCACCCAUACCUCAAACCCCACCCCCUCCUAGAGACCUCCUUUCCCCAACCUCCUCUGUUAUGGUUGGUGGUGUCCUUGUACACAUAGACCGAGUCCUACCCUACCCACCUGUUAACCUUCGUCCCGAUGGAACGGGACUUGGAGGUAGCGGUGGUAGUGCCCCUCCAAGAGGCGGCAAACCCCAACUCCCUUCCUUGUUAGGUGAACCCCCACGGCCAGGCACGGUGAAAGAGCAGUUUGCCUUGCGCCACGCCCCACCUCUUCAUCGCCCUGGCACCCCUGGAGUUCCCCCACCCCUCCUGGGCAGAAUUCGAGAGGGUCCCAGUCCCACACCAUCAUCACCCUCUACCCCAACCACACCUACACCUACAUCCCCAGCAGGUGAACCUCGUCCUCAUUUGUCCAUCCCCAACCGCCUACCCUUCAACACCCCAAAUAAGAGAGCCCGCCGCCCUUCCUCCCCUCUGCCCCUCCUCCACUUACCAAACCAGCAUCACGCACUCCGUUCUCCACAGUUUCCCAGAGGUUCCCUGCCCCUAACGCCCCCCUCCCUUAACCGUGAGCCCCUCCUGCCUGGGACAAAACGUUCCGCUGCCAAUUUUGGCAGUGGGCCUUUCAACCCACCCAAAAGACCAUUCUUGCCCCCUCGAUAUUAGCAUCUUAGAAUGAGUGCUAAAG
Messenger RNA from Ctenopharyngodon idella (grass carp), 3672 nucleotides. It is a transcript of the gene rprd2b, whose product is annotated as regulation of nuclear pre-mRNA domain containing 2b. Gene Ontology annotation, molecular function: RNA polymerase II C-terminal domain binding. Lineage: Eukaryota; Metazoa; Chordata; Actinopteri; Cypriniformes; Xenocyprididae. Bases 48 to 3650 code for a protein of 1200 amino acids. Gene Ontology annotation, biological process: mRNA 3'-end processing. The transcript has 10 exons. The record is from RefSeq and is a predicted model, not a curated record. Gene Ontology annotation, cellular component: RNA polymerase II, holoenzyme.